ACGUUAUUUUUGUAUUUGCAAUUGCAGAUGAAAUAAAUGAUUCUCCAAUCGAGCAAGUCCGACUCACAGUUCCUAUCACAGACGAUCCUACUAUGCCAUGCUUGACGUUUCGAACAUGGGUCUUGGGGAUAGUUUCCUGUGCUAUUCUCUCAUUCUUGAAUCAGUUCUUCACCUACCGCCAAAAUGCACUCUCCAUAAGUUCUGUUUCAGCUCAAAUCCUUGUCCUUCCAGCUGGGAAGCUCAUGGCAGCAUAUCUACCUCGCAAAUCAAUUCAAAUUCCUGCAACAAAAUGGUCAUUCUCUUUAAAUCCAGGACCCUUCAACAUGAAAGAGCAUGUCCUCAUCACCAUAUUUGCAAAUUCUGGUUCAAACACUGUUUAUCCUGUUAAUAUUGUUACCAUAGUGAAGGCCUUUUAUGGCCGUGGGAUAAAUCUCAUAGCAGCUAUGAUGUUAUCUCAAAGUACACAGAUGCUUGGAUAUGGAUGGGCUGGCAUUUUCCGAAGGUUUCUUGUUGAUUCACCUUACAUGUGGUGGCCCUCAAACCUGGUUCAAGUUUCACUCUUCCAAGCAUUGCAUGAUGUUGAGGUUAGGCCCAAAAGAGGCCAAACAAGGCUGCAGUUCUUCUUUCUGGUCUUCAUAUCCAGCUUUGCCUACUAUAUUGUUCCCAACUAUCUGUUCCCGUCCAUUACUGCUCUCUCCUUUGUCUGCUGGAUUUGGAAGGACUCUGUUACCGCCCAAAUAACAGGUUCUGACCGUCAUGGUCUCGGGAUUGGCUCCUUUGCCCUUGAUUGGUCAACUGUUUCUAGCUUCCUCUUAUCUCCCUUGGCCACCCCUUGCUUUGCUAUAGUUAACACAAUGGUUGGUUUCUUCAUAGUGAUCUAUAUAUUAAUCCCAACAGCUUACUGGACUAAUUCAUAUGAUGCAAGAAAAUUUCCCAUUAUCUCAUCCCAUGUGUUCGCAUCAGAUGGUUCAAGAUAUAACGUUACAAGAGUUAUGAAUCAAUCAACCUUCGAAUUCAAUCUCCAUGGAUAUGACAGCUAUGGCAAAAUCAAUUUGAGUAUCUUCUUUAUCUAUACUUGUGGUCUCAGUUUUGGAACAUUAACCGCAACAAAAUCUCAUGUUGCUCUCUUCUAUGGAAGGCACUUGGAUAAGUUUAAUAACGUCCACACAAGACUCAUUAAGAAAAACUAUGAAGCUGUGCCACAAUGGUGGUUCCACGCCCUCCUGAUGAUUGUAAUUGGAUUGUCCAUACUAACUUGUGAAGGCUUUGGAGGACAAUUGCUGCUGCCUUACUGGGGAGUAAUACUAGCAGCUUUGCUGGCUAUGCUCUUCACCCUUCCCAUUGGAGUCAUCACAGCCACUACCAAUCAGGUAAGUGACAGACUCACAGCCAAGCUUUGCUUAAGAAAUGAAUGCCUGACUUGCUAAUUUGUACACCUUUCUUGGACAGCAAAUGGGACUAAACGUCAUCACGGAGCUGGUUAUUGGUUACAUUUAUCCGGGCAAACCUCUUGCAAAUGUUGCUUUCAAGACCUUCGGCUAUGUCAGUGCCUCACAGGCCAUCAUGUUUUUGUCAGACUUCAAACUAGGCCAUUACAUGGAAAUUCCUCCAAGUCGAUGUUCCUUGUGCAGGUAAUUCCUUGAACACGUUCACAACUCAGAAAAAAAGGAUAACUUGAAAACAUGAAAUACUGAUUAAUAAUGAUAUCUCUGUAGUUAGUAGGAACAGUAAUUGCAUCUUCAGUCUAGCUUGGCACUGCUUGGUGGCUACUGACCACGGUGGACCACAUCUGUGAUCUGCCAAACUUGCCAGAAGGAAGCCCUUGGACGUGCCCUGGAGAUGAUGUUUUCUACAAUGCCUCCAUCAUUUGGGGAGUAGUAGGGCCACUUCGGAUGUUUGGGCCUCUGGGGUUGUACUCUAAGAUGAACUACUUCUUUCUCAUUGGCACACUUGCCCCGGUACCUGUGUGGGCACUCAGUAAGAUAUCUGCUCGGCAAAAAUGGAUUAGGCUUGUUAAUAUGCUCGUCAUUUUAGGAGGAGCAGGUGCUCUUGUAGCUGCCGUUUCUGUCAACUACAUGUGCUGGGGCGCUGUGGGAAUUUUCUUCAACUACCAUGUGUACCGGAAGUUCAAGGGCUGGUGGGCUCGCCACAACUACAUUCUAUCAGCAGGAUUAGAUGCCGGAGUAGCUUUCUCAACCAUCGUUUGCUAUUUUACGUUACAAAUCAGGAACAUCAAUGGACCCAGCUGAAGCGGGUGAUCACUGUCCCUUGGCCACUUGCCCUACUGCUCCUGGCACUGUUGUUGAAGGCUAUCCUGUUUUUCAU
Messenger RNA from Rubroshorea leprosula, 2325 nucleotides. The record is from the annotation of a GenBank genome assembly. Lineage: Eukaryota; Viridiplantae; Streptophyta; Magnoliopsida; Malvales; Dipterocarpaceae.